AUGCAGCCCGCGAUGAUGAUGUUCUCCAGUAAAUACUGGGCAAGAAGGGGGCUCUCCCUGGACUCGGCAGUGCCUGAUGAGCACUUGGUCAGCAAUUUAACUCUAAACAGAUCCACUUCUGGGAAAAAUGAUGAAAAGAAAGGAAAUAAAGGAAAUGGCAAAAGUGAAUCAAUUUCUGAGUGUGGAAAGACAGCCGUAGUGUUUUCCUUGAAAAACGAAGUUGGCGGAUUGAUAAAAGCUCUCAGACUUUUCCAGGAGAAGCAUGUGAGUAUGGUUCACAUUGAAUCAAGAAAAUCCAAGAGGAGGAACUCGGAGGUAGAGAUUUUUGUGGACUGUGACUGCAGUAAGAAAGAAUUUAAUGAACUCAUCCAGUUGCUAAAGUUUCAGACUAACAUCGUAUCUCUUAAUCCACCAGAAAGUAUCUGGACUGAUGAGGAAGAACUUGACAGCGUUCCUUGGUUCCCUAGGAAGAUCUCUGAAUUAGACAAAUGCUCGCAGAGAGUUUUGAUGUACGGCUCUGAGCUAGAUGCAGAUCACCCUGGAUUUAAGGACAAUGUCUAUCGACAGAGAAGAAAGUAUUUUGUGGAUGUUGCCAUGAGCCAUAAAUAUGGUCAGCCCAUUCCCAGGGUGGAGUACACAGCUGAAGAAAUUAAAACUUGGGGAGUUGUGUUCAGGGAACUAACUAAACUCUAUCCCACUCAUGCUUGCCGUGAAUAUUUAAAAAAUUUCCCUUUACUCACCAAAUACUGUGGUUAUAGAGAAGAUAAUGUGCCUCAGCUGGAAGAUGUUUCUAUUUUUCUUAAAGAAAGGUCUGGGUUUACAGUGAGACCAGUUGCCGGAUACCUGUCUCCCCGAGAUUUUUUAGCAGGAUUAGCCUACAGAGUUUUUCACUGUACUCAGUAUAUACGACAUGGCUCAGACCCUCUCUACACACCAGAACCAGAUACGUGCCAUGAACUCCUGGGGCAUGUGCCUUUACUUGCUGAUCCCAAGUUUGCCCAGUUUUCACAAGAGAUAGGACUAGCCUCACUUGGAGCAUCUGAUGAAGAUGUUCAGAAACUAGCAACUUGCUAUUUUUUUACCAUUGAAUUUGGUCUCUGCAAGCAAGAAGGACAACUGCGUGCUUAUGGAGCUGGACUUCUGUCUUCUAUUGGAGAAUUAAAGCAUGCUCUGUCUGACAAGGCCAGUGUGAAAGCAUUUGAUCCAAAAACAACUUGCUUGCAAGAAUGCCUUAUCACCACUUUUCAGGAAGCUUACUUUGUCUCAGAAAGUUUUGAAGAAGCCAAAGAAAAGAUGAGGGACUUUGCCAAAUCAAUCAAUCGACCCUUUUCUGUGUAUUUUAAUCCCUACACACAAAGCAUUGAGAUCCUGAAAGACACCAGGAGUAUAGAAAAUGUUGUCCAAGACCUUCGGAGUGAUCUGAACACAGUAUGUGAUGCUUUAAGCAAAAUGAACAGAUAUUUAGGGAUCUGAUAUCUGUGGCACCGUGGUGUUACUGUCAGCUGUUUCUUCUGUGGCUAUUCUAGCAACAUCUUGUGACACUUAACUUUUUAGAGCCAUCAAUUUUCCCUCUACAGCUUGGCCAGUGACUUUGCAUCAGUGUGUAGCUCUGUCUAAUUGUAACUUACAGACAAAACAAGACAAUGCUAAUUUGCAAACUCAGCAAGAAAUGUGAUGGCCUAUAACAAGCAAUUCUGUGACAUGCCAUAAAGAA
Messenger RNA from Gavialis gangeticus (Gharial), 1714 nucleotides. RefSeq names its product tryptophan hydroxylase 2 (gene TPH2). Bases 1 to 1473 code for a protein of 490 amino acids. The record is from RefSeq and is a predicted model, not a curated record. Gene Ontology annotation, biological process: aromatic amino acid metabolic process; serotonin biosynthetic process. Gene Ontology annotation, cellular component: neuron projection. NCBI's taxonomy places the organism in Eukaryota, Metazoa, Chordata, Crocodylia, Gavialidae. The transcript is spliced from 11 exons. Gene Ontology annotation, molecular function: tryptophan 5-monooxygenase activity; iron ion binding.